UAUCUGGUAGGGUACGGGUAUCUGGUACAGGUAGCCAGGUAUCAGGUACGGGUAUCGGGUACCCGCUUGCGACCUCUGUCAUUGACCCUCAACCUCUCCCCCGUCUCCCCUCAGGUCGCGAUGUCGCCGCCAUCAGCGCUCCGCUCGGCCGCCAUCUUUGCCUUCCUGGUGGCGACCGCGAGCUCCAGCUACUACCCGGACGCCGCCUCCGGCCCUGUGCUCUCCUCCUCCUCCUCCGCCGGAGUCCAGUCGCAGUUCUCCGUGGCGGGGGGCGGGAGGGCCCCCCAGACGUUCGUGAAGCAGGCGACGUACGCGGGAGUGGGGGUGGUGGGGGCGGGCGGGGUGGGCCCCCGCCCGCCGGUGAAGGGUAAAGUCAAGGAGAAGUGGAUCGAAGUUCCGGUGGUGCUGCAGCCCGGCCCGCGCGGCUUGAAGGGCCCCCCCGGCCACCCGGGCCUGCCGGGAGUGGGCGAGGCCGGCCCCCCGGGCCCCACGGGCCCCCCAGGGGCCCCCGGGAGCCCCGGGCUCCCCUCGCCGGGGAGCCGCGGACACCCGGGUCUCGCCGGACCUCCCGGGGUAGCCGGCCACAAAGGUCCCGCCGGAGUCCCGGGACGCGCCGGGACCCCCGGCCCCAAGGGCCACCAGGGCCCCCAGGGCCUGCCGGGGCCCAAGGGCGACAAGGGGGACGGGGGGGACGGGGGGGAGGGGUCCCCGGGCCCGCGGGGCCCCCCCGGCGAGGCGGGGCCCCCGGGCAUCGGAGUCCCGGGGAGCGCCGGCGUGGACGGGGCCGAGGGGCCCGGGGGCCCGCCCGGCGCCAAGGGGGAGCCGGGGAGCCGCGGGCCCCCGGGGCAGCCCGGCCUGCCGGGGCCGCUGGGCCUCCCCGGGAUGGGCAGCCCGGGCAGGGACGGGGCCCCGGGGCGGCCGGGGGAGAAGGGCCACCGGGGGCUGCAGGGGAAGCCGGGCCUGCCCGGCAGGCUCCCGCUCGGCGCGAAGGGCGGCCGCGGCGAGUCCGGGCCGCCCGGCCCCCAGGGCCCCGAGGGUCACGUGGGGCCCAAGGGGGAGCCGGGGCCGGAGGGGCGGCCGGGGUUGCCCGGGGUCGACGGCCUCGCCGGAGAGCGGGGGGCCCCUGGCCCACGCGGACCGCCGGGCGAAGGGGGCCCCGUCGGAGCUCCGGGCGGGGACGGCGCGCCCGGCGAUCGCGGCCCCGCCGGGGAGGCCGGCGGGCCGGGCCCCGCGGGGGACGCGGGUCCCGUGGGCCCCGCUGGUCCCGUGGGCCCGGCGGGCCCCGGCGGGCCCCGGGGCGAGCGCGGCCCCAAGGGGUGGCCCGGCAGCAAGGGGCACGCCGGCUCGCCGGGCUUGCCGGGGUCGUGCGAGUGCGGCCCUCGGGACGGAGGCCCCGUCGGCGCCCCCGGUCCGCCGGGGCCGCCCGGCCCCCCGGGACCGCCCGCGGCACACGGGCCGCCGCCGCCGCCCGGCGACCGCGAACUCCUGGGCGACCUCCAGGGGCGGACGAUGCCCCUGCGGCCGGGCGGCGGCUUCGACGGGGAGGCCGACCUGGGCCCGUCGGUCGGAGUCGGCGUGGCCUACCGGCCGGAGCCCGCCGCCUCCUCUUCCCGCGGCCCUCCGGACGCGCCGCCCGGCGGAGUCGUCAAGUUCCCCGUCGCGGCGAAGAAGAUGGUGGGCGUCAAGGAGCACCACGUGCACCACCACCACUACAUGAGCGCCGUCAAGGUUCCCGUGCUGCCAUUCGCUCCCUUCCCCGAGCAGCAGCAGCAGCAGCAGAUGCAGCAGCAGCAACAGCAACAGCAGCAGCAGCAGCAGAUGCAGGUCCAGUUUCACACUCACCAGCAGCAGCACCAGCAGCAGCACCAGCAGCAGCACCAGCAGAUACCGCAGCAGCAGCCGCAGACGGCGACCCGGGCGGCUUUCUCGGUGCGCCUGUCGGAGGCGUACCCGCCGGCGGGGACUCCGAUCGUCUUCGACGAGGUCUUCUACAACGGCGAGGGCGCCUACGACGUUCCGAGCGGCGUGUUCACGAGCCCCGCCGGGGGCCUCUACUACGUCUCCUUCAGCUUCCACGUGCGGGGCAGCCGCGCCUGGGUGGCGCUCGUCCGCAACGGGGAGCCCGUCCUCUUCACCUACGACGACGGGGACGGCGGUGGCGGUGGGGCCGCCGGAGGAGGAGGCGACGAUGGGGGAGGGAACGGCAGGAACGGCAGCGGAGGUGGAGGAGGUGGAGGAGGUGGUGGAGGAGGGAUGGUCGACCACGCGUCGGGAGCCGUGGCUCUGCCUCUGGUGGCGGGCGACCGCCUCUGGCUGCAGAUCCCCUCGGAGGAGGCGGCGGCGCUGUACGCGGCGGAGCACGUGCACGCUGCCUUCACCGCGUUCAUGGUGUUCCCCCUGUGA
This is a messenger RNA of Lethenteron reissneri (Far Eastern brook lamprey), 2403 nucleotides long. Its product is annotated as collagen alpha-2(VIII) chain-like. Gene Ontology annotation, cellular component: extracellular matrix. Gene Ontology annotation, molecular function: protein binding. The record is from RefSeq and is a predicted model, not a curated record. Lineage: Eukaryota; Metazoa; Chordata; Hyperoartia; Petromyzontiformes; Petromyzontidae.